CGCAUUCAAAUACUGCUAUUUGCCGAGAUUUUCAAUUUACUGUUAUUCCCACUGGACAUAUUUUAUCAUUUCGUUUACGACAGUCGAACAAGUAAUAAUGAUUUUGUCAAGCAGUUUUAUCAUUUUGAUCGUCUGUUUAUUGUCCAACCCGGCAGUUGGAAAACCAGGAUAUCGUCAGGAAAACGAAAAUUGCGCGCUGCCUGUGUUUGAUGAAGUCAAUUAUAAUAUGCUUCCUGAUUCAUGGUAUCAAAUUCUGAACACCAAUGAUCCAGUUGAACACGGAACGCCAUGUUAUGCAUUCAAAUAUUUCAAAGAAACUGUCGACGGAAUUUUUGCUGAAAUCCAGGGUAUUUCGUCAGCGGAAAAAGGUACAAUGUCAAUCAACGAAGUCAUACCAUUCCGUUGGUACCACAAUGGAACUUCAAUCAUAAGAUUUGACACAAGUUUCGAAUAUUUGUGGCUAAAUUGGGCAAAACACAAAGGAGCAGGUGAACAUGCUUUCGAAGAGAUUCACUACUUUAACGAGCAUCCGAUGAGUUGCUUCACAGAUUAUGAGCAUUAUUUCAUGUGCUUGCAGUGUGGUGAAGAAGGUCCAAGGUAUAUAUGGGUUCACAGUCGUAAUCCACAUCCCACUGCAGAAGACAUUCUACGAGUGCGCAAAAAGCUUGUUACAAUCGGUGGUGGCUGGAGCGCAGUUCCCCUGUACUCAUCCGACUGUCAUAAAUUUAGCAUGCCUGAAACAAUUGCUUACUAAACUGUUAAUGUCUAAUAUUUG
Molecule: messenger RNA, 775 nt
Organism: Styela clava
Lineage: Eukaryota; Metazoa; Chordata; Ascidiacea; Stolidobranchia; Styelidae
Source: RefSeq, a predicted model, not a curated record